Molecule: messenger RNA, 828 nt
Organism: Heterotrigona itama
Lineage: Eukaryota; Metazoa; Arthropoda; Insecta; Hymenoptera; Apidae
Source: the annotation of a GenBank genome assembly
AUGGAAUGUUUAAUUGGGAUACAGUUUAAGGAUUUCGCUUUAGUCGCGGCCGAUAUGACUACAGCUCAAUCCAUUAUGGUUAUGAAAAACGGUAAGAAAUUAAAUUAAAUUCAUUACAGCCUAAAGAACAGUCCCAGAUAAAUUGUUUAUUUUACUGCUUCUUUUUCUAUUAUAAAUAUUGAGAUACCAGAGUUAAUUUGUAAUUUGAUAUAAUAAUGCAUACGUUUCAUUUCAAGCCAUGUACACAAUAAAUGCAAUUCAUUUUAUGUUCAUUGUACUGAUUCUGUUGUUUCAGAUGAACAAAAAAUUCACAAGAUGUCUGAUAAGCUUAUUAUGGCAGUGUCUGGAGAAUCCGGAGAUACCACGCAAUUUUCAGAAUACAUAGGAAAAAACAUCCAACUCUACAAAAUGAGAAACGGUUAUGAAUUGUCCCCGAGAGCAGCUGCUUUGUUUACUAGGAGAAACUUGGCGGAUUACCUCAGAAGUAGAACACCAUAUUUUGUCAAUUUAUUAAUGGCCGGUUACGAUGACAAUACUGGGCCAGAGUUGUAUUUCAUUGAUUAUUUGGCAUCAUGCGUCAAAGUGCCCUAUGCUGCACAUGGUUACGGAGGCUUUUUCUCCCUUUCGAUACUGGACAGAUAUCAUAAACAUGAUUCGACGGAAGAAGAGGCAUACAUAUUAAUGAAAAGAUGUGUCAGAGAAAUACAUAAGAGACUGAUAGUUAAUCUUCCAAAUUUCAAAGUACAAAAGGUAUCGAAGGAAGGUAUAAAAGAAUUGGAACCUAUCACAGCGAAGAAUUUGGCGAUGGAAGAUGUUGAUAAAGCAUAG